This is a messenger RNA of Anopheles coustani, 1857 nucleotides long. RefSeq names its product upstream stimulatory factor 1-like. The transcript has 6 exons. Lineage: Eukaryota; Metazoa; Arthropoda; Insecta; Diptera; Culicidae. The record is from RefSeq and is a predicted model, not a curated record. The coding region runs from base 1 to 759 and encodes 252 amino acids. Gene Ontology annotation, molecular function: DNA-binding transcription factor activity, RNA polymerase II-specific; protein dimerization activity; RNA polymerase II cis-regulatory region sequence-specific DNA binding. Gene Ontology annotation, biological process: regulation of transcription by RNA polymerase II.
AUGAAUAAGCUCGACUACGAUGUAGAUUGCCUAGAAAUAAGUGACGACCUGAUAAGCAUGGCAGAGGACAAUACUCUUGGUGAUUUUUCACAUAUCGACGAUGACCUACAGUUUACAGCUAAGAACGAUGGAUUGCUCGCACUAAGAUUAAUACAAGUGGCAGACAGUUUAGAUUCACCUAAUUUUAUCACAGGAUCUCCAGCUACUAGUCCAUACCCAACGCUAACAAACUCCAGCAACGAUCCAAGUCAAUGCUCCUUUCUAGUGUUUAAGAAAAACAACGACAAUGUGAAGCAGUCCCGAUCCGCCAACAAUGUGCGAGGGUCCCAGCGGACAUCGGAAUGCAACGGAGACACGAACCUAAAUCGAAAGCAGCAACGUGACGACCGACGAAGGGCGAACCACAAUGAAAUCGAAAGACGGCGGAGGGACAAAAUAAACAACUGGAUCCACGAGCUGAACAAGAUCAUCCCCGCCGAGCACAUGAACAGCCCGUCGUCGGAGACGCAGAACAAGCAGAACAACGGCGGCCAGGGCGAGAACCUGUCGAAAGGUGGCAUCCUGGCGAAAGCGUGCGAGUACAUCACGCGGCUGAAAGACACCAGCGACAAGCUGACCGAGUGCCUUGCCGAAAAGGAUCAGAUACUGCUGGAGAACCUGCAGCUGAAGGAGAGCAUCAACCAGCUGCUGGCGGAGAACAAGCGCCUCCAGUCGCAGCUACAGUUUACGCUCGAGACGAACGUGAAGCUGGAGUCGUAGCCAUUAGUAUUGUGCAAUACCAGUAAUCAACCGCUGCAGCAUCAACCGCAACAGCACGAGCCGAUCCCGGAGGAGCUGGAUCUGUUGUAUCAGCCUGACCAUAACCAUCAUCAACAUCCUCAUCGCCAUAGUAACCAGCAGAAACAUCAACAUCAGCAGCAGCAGCAGCAACAGCAACAGCAGCAGCAGCAUUCUGUUACAACAUACUGAGCGUCGUAUCAAAAGCACCGAGAACCGUUGUCAUCCGUACAGAACCGAAGGCCGUCAACCGAAAUCAAUAAGUUGUAAGUAUUCUGAAAGACGAGGGAAAAAACAGACGGCACACAAAAUCAAACGAAACGUGCAAUGAAUCAGUCUUCUGUGUGAUGGUGAUGAUGAUGAGAGCACGAUUGUUGUUACAAUAUUAACGUAUGUUUAAUGGAAGUCGGGGAAGAGGCAUGGGUUGGGAAGGUGCUAGGGCUGCGAUAUGGUAGGAAUUUGAUUAUGGGAGGCCCGUAUAACUUAGAUCCUAUGCGUCCCUAUACGCCACUCCGGCGACAGUUGACCGGGUUCCGGGUAUGAUCAACAUCUUCAUCAUCGUGACAUCGAGUGAUAGGGAAAAAGCAGCGGAGAGACCGGGAGUGAGAGUGAGGCUGUCCUCUGUGAGGCUGUGGAAACGCUAGAGAUAUCGAUAGCUAGAAUCCAGGACAACCGCCCGUAUCAUGCCACAUUCAGUUCGGUUGAAUGUCGCCUGUAGUUUCGUUUGACGCUUGUUAUACACAUAUAUAAAUAUCGCACAGGAAACGCAACCAUAUCUAAGUCAAACUAGUAGACAUCAUGCAGAUGAGUGUGUGGCGGGGUAGUGCAAACUGUCGUUGAGACGCGUGUAGUGUGUAGCGAGCAAACCCGCCGAAGACUCCGCCGGGGUUGACCUCUCGGUGGAGGCAGAGUGUAACCAACGAAGAAUCACAUUAUGUUGAAACAAUUAGUUCCAGUCACUGUGCCGGUAGGAAAAGGGGGAAGGACUUUGCGGAGCGGAGAUCGGCCACUAACAAAUUUGUGUGUGUUCUCGGUGAUGUUCAAAUGGUUCAAUCAAGAAACAUUCGUGGAAAAAAGAGA